CUGAGGGUUUCCUGCAGAGCGCUGAUCCCGGCUCAGACCGCUCUCCUCCUUUCCUCCUCCCUCGUUCCUCCUCCGUGGGCUGGACCUCGCUGAGCUUUAAACAGCUCCUCACACGUGAGGAUGUGUCCAGAGCAGAGCCGGUCAGCAUGCCGAGUGAAGGAGAACCGAGCGAGGAGAGCUAUUCCAAACGCUGCGUGUCCUGGGUUAAAUCCUACCGGGACAGGAUCGGAGGGAUUUUUCCCUCCAAAAGGAAGACGCUGACCAUCUCCACCGAUGACCCGUCCUACACCGUGCUCUACCUGGGCAGCUCCACCACGCUGCAGGCCAAAGGAGCCGGCUGCACCGACGCUGCGGUCAGUAAGAUCUGGAGGAAGAGCAAAAUGGGCAGGAACGGCUGCAGGAUGCUGCUGACCGUUGGAGCUCAGGGCAUUCGGAUGGAGCACAUGGACGAAAAACAAGCCAAACAGAAGCCGGGUCACCUGUACCUGCUGCACAGGGUCACCUACUGUGCUGCGGACCCCUCGCUGCCCCAAGUGCUGACCUGGGUCUACCGGCACCAAAUAAAACACAAAGCUGUGACUCUGCGCUGCCACGCCGCUCUGCUGACCAAAGCGGACCAGGCCAAAGCCAUGGAGAACCUGCUGAACCGGACGCUGAUGACCGCCCUGACUGAGUUCCAGAGGCUCAAACGCAGGCAGGAUGCCAAACGGCAGCAGCUGCAGCAGGCUGGACACGGAACCGUCCCACUGGUGCCCAUCAGGAAGAUCCUGAACGGACAGAGUUCGUACAGACCGCCGCCCCCAAACACCUGCAGCCACAGUGGUCAGAAACUGUGCUCCAUCACUGAGGAUUCUGUGGGGGAGGAGGAAGAAGAGCGAAACACUGUGUUCCACAGUUACCUGGACGAGGAGUGUUCAGAUGAAGAAGGUGAAGAGGACGUGUACCUGAUCAUCAGUGACCUUCAGGAACUGGACCUUCAAAAUGAAGUAACAUCGCUCAGCGAGAGCUGUGGACAAAGCAUGAGCAGCCAGUCCAGCGAAGAGGUCAGCGAUGAGGAGGCACCGGACACACCUGGACACACAGGUUCAUACCUGUACAGACUGCCUAACACACCUGUACAGACCAGUUAACACACCUGAACAGACUGUCUAACACACUUAUAAAGACUGAUUAACACAUCUGUACACACAGGUUAACAUACCUGUACACACUGAUUGGCACACCUGUACAGAUGCUUAACACACCUACAGAAAGGUUAACACACCUGUACAGAUUGAUUUACACACCUCCGGCCAGGUUAACACACCUGUACAGUGUAAUAAACACAUCUGUACAGACUGAUUAACACAGCUGUACAGGUUUGCACACCUGCAUGUUUUGAACAGAGCCUUUCAUUGUAACCUGUGCCUCGUUAGUUUUUAUCAGUUCAUAUUUUAAUUGGGUAAAUCAUUGUGUUCUGUAAAUCAUUGUGCUGUUUAUGUCAGUGUUUCCCACCACAGUCUUUAGGUGAACCACUAUGUGGUCCACUUUUUGGUUCUCUAUCUGCUCCCAGCACAUCUUCACCAGGUAUUCUGUUCUAGAUAGCUCAGUUCAGUGUGCUGGGAGCAGCAGUAGAGUGUGACCCGUGUGCAGGGCUGGGCUGGGAAACACUGCUGAACAUGAACAGCCGGCUGUAGCUGAGCUGCUCUGCACUGAGCUGGUCCUGAAUGCAGUGUUUAUGUUUUGAUUUGUGUGAAUGUGAAUAAUAUAGACUGUAAUUAAUAUUUGCUGUGCAAACGUUUAAGCGUCUGUGAGUAUUUGCUUGCUGUAAAUAGACAGGCUUUAGUACUGUAUUAGAUACAGUGACUGUGGGGAAGUAACUGCGAUCGAGCUGUGAUUGUUUACUGUUAUUUAUCAAUAAACACUGAAUUAUAAACACA
Molecule: messenger RNA, 1919 nt
Organism: Colossoma macropomum (tambaqui)
Lineage: Eukaryota; Metazoa; Chordata; Actinopteri; Characiformes; Serrasalmidae
Product: protein FAM43A-like
Exons: 2
Coding region: 147-1130 (327 amino acids)
Source: RefSeq, a predicted model, not a curated record